This is a messenger RNA of Cuscuta epithymum, 1872 nucleotides long. Lineage: Eukaryota; Viridiplantae; Streptophyta; Magnoliopsida; Solanales; Convolvulaceae. The record is from the annotation of a GenBank genome assembly.
AUAAAAUAUUGAAGAAGUGCAAAAUAGAAGUAGUUUCAAAAUUCCCCAAACAUGAGUAGUUUUCAGGUUUGGACAUGGAUACCACUGCAUGGGUUUGAGACGGCUCUCUUUUGCCCAUGGUUAUACAGAACUUGUUAUCCGGUGAAAUUUCGGAGAGUGCAUGUUUUAAUUUUUUACUCCUUUCUUCCCAGUGAUUUAUAUAUUACGGAGUAUUAUGAGAUGAGAAAUAAUUUUAUUUUAUAAUUUUAAAUAUGACACAACAAAUUAUGUUUUCAACAAUAUUUAGCUUCUUCUCUCUAGGGUUUGGUGAUACCGCCGCCUAGUGUAGCUCUCGCCUCUCGAUUUUCCUUUUUUUCGUUCUCAGCCUUUGCUUUAGACUAGAACGGGAACACAGGUGGGUGCUUGGUUUCUCUCGGCAAUCUUCGAAGACUCUAGCGGUCUAAUUUUCGGAUUGGCUUCGUUUCAUCUUUUGGGACGAGCGAAGGUUUCAUACGCAGGGAGGAAAUUGUGCAGACAGUUUUUCUUCCAAAAAGCUAUGAAGGAAGUGGUGGAGCAGUAUAGAAGAAUGGUUGAGGAGGAAGAGGUUAUUGCUCCAGCCGCAAAAGAGGCAGAAUUUCCGGUGGUGGGAGUCAUUCGUACAGACCGGAAAGUUAGAUUCCAGGCAGUACAUGACCUGUUUGCAUCACUCUAGAGGCCAGGACAAGGAAUGGCUGUACAAAAAAUUGAUGAAAAGAGGUAUCUAUUCACUUUUAUCAUAAAGUUGAUAUGAAUCGUGUUUUGGAGGAUGGUCCUUGGCUGUUUGAGCGGAAUCUAUUAUUGCUAAAGGCGGUUGGUCCUAAUGAUUUACCACAUAAAAUGAAUUUGUUUGAAGCAGAGUUUCGGGUGCAAGUGCACAAUGUUCCAUAUAAGUUUAUGAAUGUAGACACUGCUAGAAAGGUGGAAAUUACAUUGGGGAAUUCAUUAGUUUUGAUGAAAGUCACUUUAAGGAAAAAUGGAGUUCAUACUUGAGAGUUAGGGUGAAGAUGGAUGUGAGAAGGCCUCUGAAAAAGGGAUCUACUUUGACCAAGGGGGGUGAAAGACACUGGGUAGAUUUCAAGUAUGAAAAAUUACCGAGUUUUUGUUUUAUCUGUGGAAUCAUGGGACACUCUGAGAAAUUUUGCCCAUUGAAAUAUGUGGAAGAUAUUACUCUGGAGAAAACUUUUAGUGCUGAUCUUAGAGCAGGUGGAGGGAGAAAGGCUAGUCCCACAAGAGGUAGUAAUUGGUUUGGUAGAUAAACAGGGAGGUCGGAGUCAUCACAGGAGGCCUUAUCAAGAAGAUGAAGACAUUAUGAGACAGGAGCGCAUGGGAAGUAUAGCUGAGACAGAAAGUAGCGUCACAAAGGAUGAGGGUAAAAGCAGUGCAUGGGAGGUCUCGAUUGACCAGAAGCGCAGGAGAGUCUGGAAGGAUCCGGCACAUGAAAACAACUCAGGAGAGGAGAUGGCAUUGGACAAAUCAAAAAAUGGGGAGGAGGCGGGUACGUCUGAGUUCCUAGACCCGCCUGAUGUGUUCGUGAGGUUGCGGUUGCAGAAGUUCCACUGCGGUGUUUAUUUUCUUGUUGUUUUUUAUAUUUCGUUUCAUGUUCAGACUGUUGCUUUUGGUUUUUGUUUUGUUUGAUUUUGUAAGACUCUUGCAUUAGGCUCGGGUGAUGAGAAUUCUGCAGUAACCAUUGUUGGCUCAAUUAUGCUAGUUUAGGAUCAGCGAGUUAUACUGCUUUCUUGAAGGUGGUUAACUCAGAGUCUGGCCCAAAGGCGGAUGGUUAUCGGUGGUACUGUUGUUAUUUUAGAUCCUUGCUGAAUGCUUUUAUUCUAAUAUAAGCCCCCUUCAUCCAAAAAA